GCACGUCGAGCUGCAAAUGCAUUGGAGCACUGAUAGCAUGGCGACGCGCGGUAGAUGGUGGAUGGAUGGAUCGGACAUUUGUGUGUGGGUGUGGAUGAGCGUCUGUCUGUCAACAUGCAGUGAAUUCGUCGAUUCGAUGCGCUCACUCAUUCACCCCAGUCAGUCAGUAACACACAAAAACCUUCAGAAACUUGGUAUCGAUGCGGCGGGUUAUUACCGUUAGUUGUUGGCACGAAAGCCUCCCGCCAGGCGCCCUUGCAGACGAUGAGGGGAUGGAUCAGCCACCAUACGAUUUGUCGCGGCUUCGGUACUUCAGUUCGAAGGAUCAGCCACCCUCAACGCCGACACGUCGCCCUCCCACUUCCAAACAAUCGGUGACUUGAAGACGUACCUCUACAGCACUGGCAUCGCGCGGGGCGCCACCGACGCAGCCGACGUGGUGCGGGCUCUGGGGGGCGACGACUUCAAACACACCGACGACGAGCUCAUCACGGACGUCUUCGGCGAGCAGUAGGUGCCACACGAUGACGGGCAUUCUUAACAACCACUUUCGGACACUGCCUGCCUGCCUGCCUGUCGGUCGUGCGUGUGCGCGUGUGUGGGUGCAGGGGAUUGACUAAGGAGAAUCCCUUCGUCAUGAAGCGUCUGGUUCCGCCACCGAUAUACAAUACCGUACGGACGCUACAUGGAUGGAUGGAUGGGCACCUGCAUGUCUGUCUGUGUGUGUGUCUGUCUGUUACCGACCAGAGAGGUCGCCGGAGCAGACAGAGCAGCGCAGCGAGUGGGUGAGUGGAGCCAGCAGUCAUUUGUCUGUCAUUAUUUAUUUGCCAUCUGAGUCAUUUUAUAGCCGGCCGGCUGAGCUGAGCCCGACGUAGAAUGGAAUUGAUGACGUGGUCUCUGUGCGUGUGUGUACUUGUGUGUCUAUGUGUGUAGGGUGUGGCCAUGGUGGCCGUCUGGUGAUGCUGUGCUUUGGUGAUGAUUAUUUCUUGGUGUGCAUCGCAUAGCGGGCUGUCUGUCUCUGUGUGUGUGUGUGUGUGUGUGGCUCUCCCAUUGUGGCGUGUGUGUAGCAUAGCAACCGGGCGGGCGAACUAACUCCCUGGACGUGACGUGACGUGACGUGAGGUCGGUGUGCGUGUGGCUGGGCUGACAUGCCUGUCAUGUCAACAGCGGAUUUGUCGCUGCAGUCAGUCGGUCAGUCAAUGCAGUCAGUCAGUGAAAUGAAAUGAAUGCAGUGGAUGGAUGAGAAUGAAGCACCACAGCGAACGAAACGAAUGGACAUUGAUUCCUCGAGCUAUCCACACACACCAUGUCAUGUAAUCA
Molecule: messenger RNA, 1320 nt
Organism: Vitrella brassicaformis
Lineage: Eukaryota; Vitrellaceae
Source: the annotation of a GenBank genome assembly